AUGAUAAUGGGUUCAGCUGCAUCAACUGUGUACUAUAAUCUUAGGCUACAACAUCCUACACUUGACAUGCCAAUCAUUGUUUAUGAUUUGGCUCUACUGAUCCAGCCCGUGCUUAUGCUAGGAAUUAGUAUCGGUGUGACUUUUAAUGUCAUCUUCGCCGACUUUUAA
Messenger RNA from Linum tenue, 168 nucleotides. Lineage: Eukaryota; Viridiplantae; Streptophyta; Magnoliopsida; Malpighiales; Linaceae. The record is from the annotation of a GenBank genome assembly.